GCACCAUCAACUGAAGCAGAAUUACUCAUAGUCUCGCUCCAAUCCUUACUAACUGCGACAGCUAAAUAUGGCUUCAAGCAGCCUCAGCCUCUUCCGUGCACUUCUCUUCUUAUCUCUCGCGACCUCGGCUUUCUCGACGCGGCCCUACAAGGAAGGCCUCACGCCAUACUUCUACAACUACGUUUGCCCUCAAGCCUUGCCCGCCAUCAAACGCGUCGUCGAGGCGGCGGUGCAACAGGAGCGACGCAUGGGCGCUUCCUUACUCCGUUUGCACUUCCAUGACUGCUUCGUUAACGGUUGCGAUGCUUCGAUACUUUUGGAUGAGACCCCUACCAUUCACAGCGAAAAGCUCGCCGGCCCAAAUAACAAUUCGGCUAGGGGGUUCGAAGUGAUCGAUCAAAUUAAAGCGGAGGUUGACAAAGCUUGUGGAUACUCACUUGUAUCGUGUGCCGACAUCUUGGCCAUCGCAGCUCGUGACUCCGUUGUUGCGCUUGGAGGGCCUUCAUGGGAAGUACAGCUUGGAAGGAGGGACUCGACCACGGCGAGUAGGACAACAGCCAACAACGACCUUCCUGCGCCGAACAUGGACUUGCCUGCACUGAUCAACACGUUCCAAAAGCAAGGGCUCGACACUAAGGACUUGGUUGCGCUGAGCGGUGCGCACACGAUCGGGUUCGCGCAAUGUUUCACUUUCAGGAAUCGCACAUACAACGACACCAACAUCGCCACCCAUUUCACCAGGAGUCUCCGGUCUUCGUGCCCGCGUACUGGACAGGACAGUAACCUCGCCCAUUUGGAUCCUUCGCCAGCUCAAUUCGACGCAUUGUACUUCCACAAUCUGUUGACGCAAAAGGGGCUUCUUCACUCUGAUCAGGCACUCUACAGUGGUGGGUCAACGAAUGAGCUGGUGAAAACUUACAGUGAUGAUGUCGAGGCCUUUUGGGAUGAUUUUGCGAAGUCGAUGGUCAAGAUGGGAAAUAUAAAGCCGUUGAUCGGAAACCAGGGCCAGAUUCGCUUGAAUUGCCGGAGGGUGAACUGAAGUGGCAGUUUGUUCAAAUCGUACAUUCUUAAUUGUCUAUCAAUGUUAUUGGUUUGCUCUGGUUCUUUGAUUCUUUCCGAUUUAUUGUUUAAUAAUCGUGUUAAGAAACAUUCUUCGAAAUGUUCUCUGACCAAUCACUGAAGCUUUAAGCCCAAUGGACGUAAGUAUGCCUUAAAAUAUUAGUCAAACUAUCUUUUCAAGAUCUUCUC
Syzygium oleosum is the source of this 1248-nucleotide messenger RNA. RefSeq names its product peroxidase P7-like. Gene Ontology annotation, biological process: response to oxidative stress; hydrogen peroxide catabolic process. The coding region runs from base 68 to 1039 and encodes 323 amino acids. Gene Ontology annotation, molecular function: heme binding; peroxidase activity. The transcript is spliced from 3 exons. The record is from RefSeq and is a predicted model, not a curated record. Lineage: Eukaryota; Viridiplantae; Streptophyta; Magnoliopsida; Myrtales; Myrtaceae.